Molecule: messenger RNA, 2040 nt
Organism: Phymastichus coffea
Lineage: Eukaryota; Metazoa; Arthropoda; Insecta; Hymenoptera; Eulophidae
Gene: NiPp1
Product: nuclear inhibitor of protein phosphatase 1
Exons: 7
Coding region: 381-1418 (345 amino acids)
Cellular component (GO): nuclear speck
Molecular function (GO): mRNA binding; protein serine/threonine phosphatase inhibitor activity; protein binding
Source: RefSeq, a predicted model, not a curated record
UCCCCGAAUUAUCGACGGCGUCAGUUGAGAUACAAAAUAAGAUAAAGAAAAUUAAAAUAUAUAUUUUAUUUAACACCUGUGAAUACAGAUUUUAUAUGAAUUGUAGUCAUUCAAGAAAAAAAACAAGAAACUUUUCUACCCCUUGGCCAACCUUUAUAACCUACUUGUGGUGUAUUCAGUGAUUCUUCUAACCUACUCUCUUGCUGUUAUCGCAAGUUGUUUGCUGUAAAAAGUCAUUGUAAAUUAUAUAGAUCUGUAAUUUUGCAAAUUCAAGUGUACACUGGAAUUUCACAUCAUGAAGAUUGUUGUUAUGAAUAAUAACAUAUACCAGAUUGGAUGUUGAUUUUUGUAAGAUAGAAUUAGUCAUAAAAAUUAAUGACAUGGCAAAUCAUUAUGAAGUUCCUAACUGGGCAGGUAAACCUCCUGUAGGUUUACAUCUAGAUGUUUUGAAAAAUGAUAAAUUGAUUCAGAAAUUGAUGGUAGAUGAAAAAAAAUGUUACUUAUUUGGACGCAAUCAGCAAUUGAAUGAUUUUUGUAUUGAUCAUGCAUCAUGCUCAAGAGUUCAUGCAGCUCUUGUAUAUCAUAAACAUCUCAAUAGGGCAUUUUUAGUUGAUUUAGGCAGUACUCAUGGGACGUUCAUUGGAAAUUUACGUUUAGAAGGACACAAACCAACUCAGUUGCCUAUCGAUAGCACUUUUCAUUUUGGAGCAUCAACUCGCUAUUAUAUUAUACGGGAACGCCCACAGACUGGAACAAGAACAAUCAUUGAUGAGUUAGAGAAAACUAGCGAAGAUCAAGAUGCUAGUGGAUUACUAGGCUUGCCUGAAACUGAAACAGAACUUGAUAAUCUGACGGAAUUUAAUACAGCUCACAAUCGAAGAAUUUCCAUGUUGGGCAUUACAGAUGAUGAGAUUCAUAAGCCUAAUAGGAAACGUAAAAAAAAAGGUAUUACGUUUAAUGAUGACGAAGAAGUUAUCAAUCCCGAAGACGUUGAUCCAUCUGUCGGAAGAUUUCGAAAUCUUAUUCAUACAACAGUUGUUCCUAGCAAAAGAAUGAGAAUGGAAGGUGGCUUAAUAUCAUUAUCAGAAGAUACUCACAAUCCUCUAAAACAUAUGCAACCAACAUCAACUACUUCGCAACUGUACCAUGACUUGCCCCCAGAACAAUUCUCCUCUUCAGUAACUCAAAAUAGCUUGUUUUCACCUGGUUUAACGUCUUUAACAUCUAGGUUAGGUAUUGCUUUACCAAAUCCCGCUCCAGAAGUGGAGAUGACAACUAAUCAAAUGCAGGCUGAAGUAGCUGAACCUGCAGCUGAAACUUCAAAUACGGUUGAAGGAUAUAUGUUAGAACCAAAGAAGAAGAAAUAUGCAAAGGAGGCAUGGCCAGGAAAGAAGCCAUUACCUUCUCUCUUAGUUUAAUGUUUUCCUAGAAAAUAACUUUUUUUACUCUACAAAUGUAACUUUAAGUGUGUCUGCUAAACGAAUUAAUCUUUCAUUGAAAUAUCGUAUGAAACAGUAAGCUUAUAUUCAUAAGCAAAAUUAUUCCAAUAUUAUAUUUAAUACUUUAUGAUUUCUUGAAAAGUAUAAUUCAAUUCUUGUAAAUACUGUUAAAAUUUUUCAAUAAAAAGUUUCUGUAAAUAUUUAUAUGUAAUUAAGAGUAAUUAAGAGAUGCACAUGAACAACUUUUAAUUCACGUGCUAAAGUAUUUUUACAAAACUAAUUAUGUAAAUGACUACUGAAAAAUGUAUAUCUUUUCAGUAUUUUAGAUUAUAAACAGUAUAUCAGCUCAAGAAACUCACAUGAAUUUGAGUUGAAACAUCUCAAAUUUACUUUUGUAUUCAUUAUAGAAAUUUAGUGAAAAGGCUUGGGUAAAAUUUGAGUUUUUAUUAUUAAAAAAUAUUAAACAUGGUUUAAUUUGUAAUUAAGAUGAUUAAAAAACUGUAAAUUAUUUCUAAAAUAAUUGUAAUUUUUCUAUUAAAAAAGUCUUUGAUACUAUCUAUUAUAAAUCGAGCAAUGAGGAGAAUAUUAUGAUUUGCAAUUU